Molecule: messenger RNA, 6623 nt
Organism: Linum trigynum
Lineage: Eukaryota; Viridiplantae; Streptophyta; Magnoliopsida; Malpighiales; Linaceae
Source: the annotation of a GenBank genome assembly
GUUUCAUACGAUACGGUAUAGAACAUUAGUGAACACAUAAGAAGGAAGGGGUUGAUGAUGAUGAUAAUGACUGAUGAGUUUGCUGGUUAUAAUGAGUAGAGUGGAGAAAGAGGUUAAUUGGAGUCGUCUCUAUGGCCAUGGGCUGAAUUUGUUGCAAGGGAGGGGCCAACGAAAGCUCAGUGCCUCCCGAACCCAUCAUCUUGCCCACUCUCUUGUCGUUGUGGUGGUUGCACAAGUUAAACGAGCAAUUUUAGUUAAUUACAUUUUUUCAUCAAACAAGGGAGGCUGAGGAGGGUUAGUUCACGAAUUAAGUUAAUAAUUAGAAUUAAGAAUUUUAAUUUUAAUUUUAAUAUAUAUGGUUGUAGAAAAAACCAUUAGGAGGAAGAAAAAAAAAAAGAGAAAAAGGAAAUGGUGGGUUUUAUUUCAAGGGUGACUAUCAUACAGAUAUUAAGGUCGUGGGUCGCAGUUGGGAUGGGGGCUUGCCCCCCGCUUGGUGGCUCAUUGGGCCCACCGCCUCUCUGAAAGCCCAAGUGCAUUACUAGUUUACUACUGCUGCAUUUUCCUCAAAUCUUUUUGGAUAUGGGACCCACUUGUUCAGUACCAAACAUUUGUGGGCCUACCAAUUAGCUAGUCCCAAUAUUUUCUUUCCCUUCUCUCUUCCUUUUACUCUCUCAGGUCUCAGCCAUUUCCUUUAGGUGGUUGGGUGGUUUGCCUUUUUACUAGAAGGAUUGAGCUUAUGUGUCGAAUUAGUGUUUAUUCUGAUUUCUGAUCAUCAACUUAAUAAUUUACAAAAUAUAUUUGGAAAUGAGUUAAGUUAGGAAAAUUCUGUCAUUAAUGGGAUAAUAGACUAUCUAUUAACUUAUUUAGAACCAGGGCAGAUGUUAGAACCGGAAAAAUUAAUCAUUUAUGGUUCAAUUAAUAAAUCGUUAUUGAAUCAUAGGUUAAUUGUUGAUAGAAACAUACUUGUGCUAUAAUAUAAGAAAAUAUAAUACAUAAUUUAGGGCUGUAUUUAUCAAUAGCAUGAAACAAUUUCAAAUCCAUUUAAUUCAAUCUUUCAAACUUCUAACAAAUCCUUCAAACUAUCUCACAAAAUAAAUCAUAUUUUUUUAUUAAAUUCAAGUUAGUAUUUAGGAUGGAAAACAAUAGUUGAUCACAUAAAGUUGGCAAGGAAACUGCGGAGCUAAGAAAAUGAAGCAGAAAUAAAAUUAAUGAUUUGGGUUGGAUGGUCUUAGUUUAGAAUUUGCAUUAAGAAAAUGAGAUAAUUUGGAUGGUUAAUUAUCUCAUUUUACAAAACGAGUCAUUUAAAACAAGUCAAUUCGAAUUGUUUGCCCCAUCCCAGACAAUUGGAAUUGCCUCAAAACGAGUCAAUCUAGCCAAAUUGAUCCGUUAAAAUUCCUCAGCCAAAUGACCACUAAAGUAUUUUUUUUCGUAAUUGUUUUGUUGUUAAAAGACCGAACCAGUGUACUAGUAAACCAAGGUGGUUCAUCUGGGUUCUUUUGAAAUUGUCAAAUAUCAUUCGGUCCAUUCCUAACCAUCCAAAUAAACGAACCAAACUGCUAUUGUAAUUGAUUUGAUAUUUUUAAAUGAUCCAUCCACUAAUCCGAUUUGAUUCUUACCACAAUAAUAAUAAAUAAACGAAAUAUCUAUUUUCAGUUCAUAUUUUAUCAUUUAUAAAAACAAUCAAAUUUAGCAAAUAAAUGUAACAUCGGGGUAUGGUACACUAUGGUACAUGCAUUUUGUUGUUCAACUAACAUCAUCAAUGCUAGAAUUCUAUGCAGUGGCGGACUCAUGAUUAUUGGAUAGGUGUGUCGACAAAUAAAAAGUAAUUAAUUAAAAAAUUAACACAAAAUUUUGAUUAAUAAACUUUACAAUUUCAUGUUUUUUUAUUGAACCACUACGAAUUUUAAGGUUUCUUAAUUAAUUAUAUUUGUGGUUGUGUUACAAAUCAAACAUUUUUAUCUAUGCAAAUCACCGAUCGAGUAAUAAAGAGAAGUAUAUUAUCGCGCCACAUAAAUCAUACAAAUUUAUAUUUUAUGAAUAAAAUUAAGCAACUGAAAAGAAAAAAGUGUUUUGUAUAAAUUAAAUGUAACGCAAUAACUAAACUAGAAAACAAGUUGGAAAUUAACUAUUAGAAAAUUUGACGAAAAGAUGAUAUGGGGAAAGACGACAUGGAAUUCACUAUCAAAUUACAUGACUCAACUGUUUUAUUAAUCAAUUUAAUUCUCAUUCGAAUGAUUGAUGUUAUCUCUGGGGUGAUAGUUAUCUAUCUAAAUACUUAUUAUGUACUAAGUAGCCAUUUAUUUGUUUACUCUCAUAUAACUAACUAAUUAAAUGCCUAAUUUGAAAGCUAAUUACUCCUAUAUUUAUAUAUUUUAAUAACUUAAAGACAACAAUUUUUUUGUAACAUAAUAAAGAUGUGUCGGUUACUAUUUUCGAAGGUGCGUUGGAAGUCUCGUGUUUGAAUUUUCUAUACCGUCAAAAUAUAGAUCUCUCACACAAAUUUCAGACGGAGGUGUGUCGCUUGACACACCACCUCAUAAGGUGGGUCCGCCCCUGAUACUAUGUAAGUUUUGGGGUGUUAUGAAAUACUAAGGAUUAAUCAUACGGUUUAUAUUUUGCUCUAUCACAAGUAGGGUGAAGAAACAUUUGAUUCAUAUCGUACUCGAUCAAUAUUCGAAUCAAAUAGAUUCACAUUGAAUACAUUUUGAUAUCGUAAACUAUGUUAAGCAUGAAAAAAAUAGGUCAUUCGACCAGACCAAAUCGAAUCAAAUAUAUUUAUAAUUGGAUUAUCAUCCUCAUUUCUGUCUUUUAGUUCAAUUCAAUGCUACCCCAAUACAAUAUAUCUUUACGCACAUAAAUAUUCUAGAUGACAAUUACGUAGCUAGUUAGUGGUAAAUAGAUCAUCAACAGAUUGAGGGUGAUACCUUUUGAUGAAACACGGCAAAUGUAAAAGUCUUAUAGAACAAGGGAUUGACCCCAGCAGCCUAGUGAAGGCAAAGUACAACAUACCGGCAGCCCCCAUGAUUUGAAACCUAUUCCAUGCAGACAUACUCCUUUUCUUUUUCCCUUUUUUUUUUUUUUUUUUUUUUUUUUUUUCCUUUUAGCCCUUUUCCUCUCCUCUACUAUAAAUUAAUUAUGCCCCUCUGACUCCAAGAACUUCAUUACAUUACUACUACUCUUUACCCUUCCUUCCUUCAUUUCCCUUUCCCCAUCCCCUCGGCCCGGCCCACGCUGCAGCUCACUCACUCACUAACUUCCCCUUUUUCCAUUUCACCCUCCCUAUCUUUUUCCCUUUUUCAGGGCGUCCCCUCUGAUUCUGCUUCUUCUUCUUCUUCUUCUCCUUCUUCGCAUCUUUUUCCAUUCCAUUAUGAGCUUCUUUCUCUCUCUCUCUCUCUCUCUCUCUGUCUCUGCUGCAUUAAUUCAUAGAUAGAUAGAAUAUUGUACUGCUAUAUAGCUAUCUAGCUAGAGCCAGCUUUAGUUUGGUACCUGCACGACCCCGCACUGUAUUCCUAUCUAGCUACCGAGGAAAGGAAUCUCAUCAUCAAGAGCUAGCUAGCGAGAAUCAUGCGAGAAGCAGCAGCUGGAGGAGGGGAUCCUGUGAAUCUAUCGGUGAAUGGGCAGUCACAGGUCCCCCCUGGCUUUAGAUUCCAUCCCACCGAGGAAGAGCUCCUCCAUUACUACCUCCGCAAGAAGGUCGCCUCCGACCAGAUCGACCUCGACGUCAUCCGCGAGGUCGAUCUCAACAAGCUCGAGCCCUGGGACAUCCAAGAGAGGUGCAAGAUAGGGUCGACGCCGCAGAACGACUGGUACUUCUUCAGCCACAAGGACAAGAAAUACCCGACCGGCACCCGAACCAACCGGGCCACGGCCGCCGGGUUCUGGAAAGCCACGGGGAGGGACAAGAUCAUAUACAGCAGCUACAAGAGGAUCGGGCUGAGGAAGACGCUGGUUUUCUACAAGGGCCGAGCCCCUCACGGCCAGAAAUCCGACUGGAUCAUGCACGAGUACCGCCUCGACGACGCCGCUUCGCCAGACACCACCACCACCACGCUCAUCACCUCUUCCCCCGGAUUGAGUAACUAUAUACUUGGAGGAGACCAAGGAGGCUCCGAAGAAGGGUGGGUGGUUUGUCGGGUGUUCAGGAAGAAGAACUAUCAGAAGAGCCUGGAGAGUCCCAGAUCAGGAUCCUCCACCAACAACUCCAUCCUUCACCAUCACCAUCGCCACAACCCGGCGGAUUCGAAAUCACACGUCAUCGUGACGUCAUCUCCCGCCGCCAGCUACCUCCAUGGCACAGCUACAACUGUUGCCAGUGGCGACGACGACAAUGGAGUUCUGGAUCAAAUACUCUUGUACAUGGGCAAGCAGCAGCAGCAGCAGCGCGAUACCGACUGCAAGGCAGAGAUCAACUACGACAACUCGUUCGGUGACUUCAACAACCGCAGCAUGAGAGCAAAUGAACACUUGCAGGACAGGUUCAUUCAUCUCCCACGGCUGGUCGCCGAUCAGGAAAACCAACACCACCACCAGCAUCAUCAGCAGCAACACCAAGACAAUUGUUUCAGUACAACUACGAGCAGUAUUGGCUACCAGCAGCAGCAGCAAUCAUUCGGGGAGGAGGCGAUGGUGACAGUGACCACGGAGAAUAAUAUUAUUAAUAUUCACAACAACAACAACCAUAAAUAUUUUAAUAUGAAUAAUAAUGAAGCUUCCUGCACCAACCAAGGCACCGGCUUUGAUGUGACAGCUUCGGGUAACGACAACAAACCAGGAGGAGGAGGAGGGGUGAUAAAUGACUGGGUUGCCCUCGACCGCCUCGUCGCCUCCCAGCUCAACGGCCACCUCCACGACGAGGUUGACCUGCUAAACGACGACGGAGACGACGACAUGAUCGACGACCACGACGACAGUACUGGUGGUGGUCAUCAUCAUGACGCAGCAGCAGCGCGGCAGCACCACCACCAUCCGAUGUGCCACGGUGGCGGCAGCAUCGACGACGGCAAUGAUCUCUGGACCAGCUUCACCACCAACACCAAGUCCGCGUCUUCUCCCUCAUCAUCAUCACACCCAUUAUGCCACUUGUCGGUUUAAUACCCUGCCGUAAUCAUCAUCAUCAUUCCUAGCCCUUGCUACUACUACUCUAUUACAUGUAACAUGCAUAUAGAUACAAAAAAGGAUCCAUAUCGUAUCAUCAGCUCCACAUGCAGAAAAAAAAAAACUAUACCCCAAAAACCUCUCAUUACAGUUUACAGUACCGUGAGUUUAGGUAAUCAUUAGGGUUGUCUAGUGAAGUCGUCGAGGUGUUUGCUUUUUUUUAUAAAAAAAAAACCUUUUAUUUUCUACUUUUUUUUGUUGUUGUUGUUGUUGUUGGGUUUGUUGAGGUGGCUACUAUAGGGUUCGAUGUACGGUAUUGUUAUCAUAUACACGUGUAUGUAUACGAUUAAUGAUUGAUAGUGGUGUAGCAGCUGCAUGCAUGUAUUUCAUAAAUAAAGAAACAGAAUCCGGUGGUGAAAAUGAAAUAUUGUUUGUGCCUUGCCUUUCCCAACUUAUUGCUUUCUGAUCUGAAACGGACGUCCUAUCUUGUUUCGAUAUUUGUCAACGAGAUACUCCCUCCUCUUUUUGAAAAAGAUGUGACGUAUCUGCAGACGGACGGACGGACGGCCGACCUGCUGCUAGCUUCUUUAUUUUAUUCCACUAAAUCCCACCGGCUGGAUGUGCGAUCUAGCUAGGCAUUGGUUAAUAUGGGUCUACUGAUUAGCGUUGAAUAUAUUGAUUUAUCUAUCGUCAUAUAUAUAUAUACAGUAAAGAGUUUGCUUCUAUUAAUUGGAGCCGCCGGCCGGCCGGUAGCAUGUAUUUUCUAAUCACACUUUGUUGCCGGUCGGUCAGGAUUCCAUCACCCUGCCUUAUGUGUCUAUCUUGGACUAAAGGAAAUGUGAAUGUUAUUAUCAUAUAAUGCCCACAUUUAGCGUCGGGCCAAAACCCUAAAAAGAGGGAAAGAUAGCAUGACUUGAUCUAUGUCUCCCACGGCUAACGUGGGUCAUUGGUUUUGAUAAAAUGUUUGUGGAAACGAGAGAAAGAUCCAACGUACCACAUGGGCUAUAUUUUACCUGCACCAAACAAAACCCAAGAUUGAUAACACGCAACGUAAUUGAAGCGAUCAAUAAAAUCAAUCGAAUUAUUAGUAAUUUAGAUAAAAAAUUUUAAAUAAUAAUCGAUUUUGGACAUGAUUUUAAUGAGGGAUAUGCUAAUUCAAGUAGACAUUGACACAUAUAUGACUAGCUAGGAUUCCUAAAGCUUAACAUGACCAAAAUUGUUUAAGAGCCCAACGUAACUAGCAUAUAUAUGAUGGAAUCCUGGCCUUCUCAUUCAUAAUUCUCAAUGAAGAAACAUUUAAGAGGACUUCCAUCGCACCUUUCAUUUGGAUCUAUAAUUUAGACUAACAAAAACAAGCAAUAUGGACCAAAACUUUGACCUACUUACAAAUCAAAUUAAUGGCAACCUUAUAUUUUUUCCCUAUGGUUAUGACAGAAUGUAGGUAUUUCUAUUUUUCAUUCCCAAUCUAAAACAUUUUACAGACCGCCAAAAAAUGACGGGAAACUGAAGUAUAAACCUUAGUCGCAUAC